This is a messenger RNA of Suricata suricatta (meerkat), 891 nucleotides long. RefSeq names its product formiminotransferase cyclodeaminase N-terminal like (gene FTCDNL1). The record is from RefSeq and is a predicted model, not a curated record. Lineage: Eukaryota; Metazoa; Chordata; Mammalia; Carnivora; Herpestidae. Gene Ontology annotation, molecular function: folic acid binding; transferase activity.
AUGUCUCCUUCCAGACUGGGGCUCUGUUUGGCUGCCUGUUUACUAAAUAUUUCAGAAGAGAGGAAGUACGUUGUUGAGAACAUGGCAAAAGCAGCUCUUCUUGAAAAAAUGUCCAAGAGGUAUUCUGAAGUAUCAGUGCUCAAUAUAUUUUCAUUUUAUGAUUAAUACUACAACAGAUCAGUCAAAAUAGCAGCUUCUGUUAAUGAAUCAGGCAAUCCUGUUCUGGCUGCCAGCUUGGAGGCUUUGAAGUCUGUGCAUAUGGAGGUUCAAGAGGGGACCCCUUGCCUGGGAGCGGUGGGCCUCAUUCUCAUUUGCCCACUAUCUGGUGUCCAGGACCAGCAUGAUGGCAUCACACCCUUUCUGUACAAGGUGAUCCAGAUAUUUGCCUUCUCUGAUGGUUCUGACUGGUUGAGGCAGCCCAUAGGAACCGGGCUCCAAGAAUCCUUCUUUGCGUACAUUCUGAGCUUUCUAAGUGUAUGUGGUGCUCCAGAACGACAGUCCCAGAUGGAGGUGUUGGCCUGGAGAGGCAGAGAGCUGGACAAGGCCAGAAAGCCCGUCACACUGUUUAGGAAGAGAGACUGUGGGCGUCAGAGUUUGGGCUCUGCACGCCUGCAGCAGCCAAAGCAUGAGUCACUCCCUCCAAGUCACCGUGGAGCAGAUACGGAGCUCAUAGGCCUUGUUGAGCAUUUGGUUCUGCAUGUUCCUGGCUGUGGCGUUCUCUUUGGUGAGGCCGACUUUGUCCAGAGAAGGAAGCAGCUGGCCUGGCUUCCGAGGAGAGAUGUCAGCACCCUUGUACCCGAGCCGGGAGCUGCACCUGCCCGAAGGUGUGAUUUAACAGGUUCUCAGUAUGUUUUUGUUCUGCUUUUGUUUUUAAAUUUGUUAGAAUCCUGA